Dentiscutata heterogama is the source of this 377-nucleotide messenger RNA. The record is from the annotation of a GenBank genome assembly. Lineage: Eukaryota; Fungi; Glomeromycota; Glomeromycetes; Diversisporales; Gigasporaceae.
GGUUUGUUGAAAAUUUUGCGUGUCAGCAGGUUGAAGAAUUUGAUGAUAGUCCGUUAGAACAUACUUCAAAAAAACCCAAUACAGGUGCUCAAAUGAAAUCGAAAGAUAAUGCAAUAGAUGAUAAUUUUGAUCCCAAUGAACAGCUAUCUCUUGAUGUUAUAGAGAUUAAGUUUGACAUGCUGUUUAAUACAUCCACUGAUAAUCAACCUGAAGAGACACCGAUAUUGACAACAAUCGAAUUUGAAGGAUCAAAUGUGAUCGAAGGAAUUAAGAAGAUGAUGACUUCUGGAUAUGCUAUGUCUCCAUUACCAAAGUUUUUAGUAGAAAUAUAUAGUAACAGUAAGAAUUAUAUAGAAGCUGUCCAACAAGAAAACUAA